This is a messenger RNA of Ogataea parapolymorpha DL-1, 750 nucleotides long. Its product is annotated as 5-formyltetrahydrofolate cyclo-ligase. Gene Ontology annotation, cellular component: cytoplasm. The transcript has a single exon. The record is from RefSeq and is a predicted model, not a curated record. Bases 1 to 750 code for a protein of 249 amino acids. NCBI's taxonomy places the organism in Eukaryota, Fungi, Ascomycota, Pichiomycetes, Pichiales, Pichiaceae.
AUGUCUUCGCACAAGUCAGAUGUUCGGUCCAAUGUUUGGGCCCAGCUAAUCAAGGUCGCCCGUCCGGACUCGAGGUUCCAUUUCAACUUUGCCGAGUUUAUUGCGGAUUUCGAGGGCUCUUCUGAGGCCACCUCCAGAUUCAAAAGAGAGCCCUCAUACAGUGAAUCCAAGGUGCUCUUCAUCACCCCAGACAAUUGUCUUGAAGAGCUCAGGUAUGAGGCCCUUAAAGAUGGUAAAACUGUGCUCAUGACAACAUACGGCAUCUAUAGAGGCUUUUGGAUACUUGACCCAAGCGAAAUCGAUCCGCAAAGAUACGAGUAUGCUUCAACCCUAGAUGGUAUGGAGAAGGUAGGCAAACAGGUGACGUUGAGACAACUGAUGGACAUGAAACUUCAUGUAGAUGUGAUGAUCACGGGAACUGGUGCAAUUAACAAAAAAGGUAUUAGAUUUGGCAAAGGACACGGGUUUUUUGAUUGUGAAUGGGCGAUGUUGUAUACUAUUGGUUGCAUCAGCAAAUCCACCCCGGCAGUUGCGUUUGUGCAUGAUUGUCAGCUUUUGGAACAAGAGCUUCAGCCAGAGAUUUUUGACACUGUCUGCGACAUUGUUGUCACGAACACGCAGACUAUAAAAGUGAACCCGGUUCCUAAGCCAUACUGCGGAAUCCUAUGGGAUUUACUAGACCCACAGAUGUAUGAAUCUAUUCCGCCAUUGCAGGAACUCAAGGCUAUGAAUCUUUCUGUUCCAAAUUAA